Molecule: messenger RNA, 2654 nt
Organism: Zootoca vivipara (common lizard)
Lineage: Eukaryota; Metazoa; Chordata; Lepidosauria; Squamata; Lacertidae
Source: RefSeq, a predicted model, not a curated record
GCUCCCAAACUUGCGCCUCGAAUUCUGCCCGGCGACCGAUGUCGCCAUCUGCGCGGAGAUUUCCGAUUGGCGGAAUAUUAUCCCCUCGCCCAAUCCCGGUUCCCGCUGCUGAUGGUUCCGCAGGCUGGGCAGAGAGCGGGUCUCAGAGCGCCGGAGGGAGAAGGACGCCGCUAGAGGAAGAGGAGGAAAAAGGAGCUUCGUUUGGGGGGAGAUCAUGGGGGUCCUCCUCCGCUGCCCCCCCCCUGAUCCUGUGGGCGGCUGCCCACCUGCUGCUCCUGGACUGCGCAGGCUCCACUUCUCAUUCCCUCACCUGGACAGCAGCUGAUACAGAGGCCCAAGCGACCAAGAGGAAGUGGGAUGCUGACUUGGCCUGGAACCAGCGCAAUAAAGCCUACCUGGAGGAGAUUUACAUUGAGUGGCUGCAGAGAUUCCUGGACUAUGGGAAGGAGACUCUGCUGAGGACAGAGGCUCCGGUGGUGAAGGUGACCAGGAAGGCAGACUAUGACAGCCAGGAGACCCUUGUUUGCCAAGUCCACGGCUUCUACCCCAAGGAGAUUGAUGCCAACUGGGUGAAGGACGGGGAGGUCUGGCAGGAGGGCACCUCCCGAGGAUUGGUCGCCCCCAACUCGGACGGGACCUACUAUGUCUUGCUCAGUGUCAAGAUCGACCCCGAGGAGAGGGACCGCUUCCGGUGCCGCGUGGAGCAUGACAGCCUGGAGAAGCCUCUGGACGUGGCCUGGGAGAAGGAGCCAGUCAACCUUGGGCUCAUUGUGGGAGCCAUUUUGGGUGUUGUGGCUGUCAUCUUGCUGGUCUCUGUGAUAAUCUUCUUCAUCCGCAGGAAACAGAGCGAGAAAUUAGCCUACAAAGCCGCCUCAACAAGCGACCAGGGGUCCGCCAGCUCCGCCAGGGGUUCAGACCAGACCAGUUGCCAUGGUGCCCACAUACCUCUUGAGAGAGGAGUGUGGACGCACCAUUCCAUGGCUUUGAGAUGUGGCUGCAUUAUUCCCACACCCAGUGUGUGAGAUGAGACCAGAAGGAGCCUGCUCAAGUUUUGCUGUGAAUUGCAGAGGUUCAGAGCUCCUGCUGUCCUUCAAUGUUGUUUAUGAUGUGCCUUAAUCCUGGCUCUCACCCAUCCAUUCUGACUCCAGCUGUAACUUGAAUUUGAGGAUAAUCAUAUUUUUCAGAUGGAUUUUGGCCAAUUUUCCUUUGCAGCUGAUUUUCCAAAAUGUGUUUGUAUUAGUCAGAAAUGUGCCGGAUAUACACAACUAAAAGCUUUAAAAAGGGAUGGGGAGAUUGAGCAGCGAUAUUGAUGGCUUCUCUUGGUUCCUUGUUGCUGUGGAUCCCACCACAAGCCUUUCCCCAAUCUUGUAUCACUCACUUUCCAUCCAAAUUGAAGGAAAGGCAACAUUUGAGAACUGCUUUAGGUGUAUUAUGCAUGAAAUAGGCUAAGUUCUUACUGCCUACCUCCUUCUUGGGUCGCCCAGCCUUUGGCUAAACGGAUGUAAUGUCAUGGAAUGUAUAAAAGCAGCCUAACUGCUCUGGUUGAGUGUUUUCCACCCACCUUCUGUGUGAGGAAGUGAAGAAACUGGCAGGGAGGGAUGGUUGGAAGGGAGGAGGGAUACUUGGAUGCUCAGGAGUUGAAGCUGAAAGAGAGAAGGAACAGAGUAGCUGAAGAGAGGCAACUUUCCUACAAGAGAUGAGAGGGACUGAUCCUGCUGACAGCCUAGGAGGAAGCCAGCAAGUAGAAGAGGCAAGUCAGGAGCUUCAUGGCCACAAUUUGAUCUGAAAUAAGCAGCCCCUUCUUUUUGGCUGCAGGCCUUCAGUUCAUGAGACUUGUUACCUGGUCCCCACAGCCUUCUAGGAGGGGGGACCCACUGAGAGUCAGGCCACAUGAACUCUUCCGAAUGAACUAGUUUUCUUGCCUUCAAUUUGCCUAAUUUUUAUCUCACACGUUCUGCCUUUUUCACCUGUGGCCCUUGAGGAACAUCCUUCGCCUCUCUGCAGUUCCCACCAUAUGAUUUCUGCAAUCUUCCUUCCCUUCUCAUAGGCUGGCAUCACUUAAGGAGACUCUUUCCUAGAAAUAAGAAUGCAGUAACUCUCUUAAACCUCCAGGGGCCGCAGGACUCUCCUUGCCUAACCCAACGGAUUUGCUGCACCUUGCUUUGAAGACCCUGGAUGUAAUUAUUAUUAUUUUUCCUGAAGGCCUGUUUAGAGACGGUUUUAAUGUUUCAAGUUUUACUCUGUUAUCAAUGCAAACCCAGCCAGAUGGGCAGGGUAUUAUUAUUAUUAUUAUUAUUAUUAUUAUUAUUAUUAUUAUUAUUAUUAUUUUGUAAUGUCAGUUUGACUGAAAUAAAUAAGGGUGCACCACCUUCCUCUUUAGUGGUUCUUUCCUUCUUACCACAGGAGUUCCAGAGAUCAACAUCUCCUGAGAAUAUUCACAGACUCUGGCAGGGAAGUGCCAAUAAUUGGUCUCCCGGUGCAAAGUGACUGAACAACUAGAGUCCAAAGCGAGAGGGAGACAGAAUCUGUGGUUUUGCAGGGGUGGGAUUAAGUUACAUGAGGCCAAGAGGGUCUGAAGUCUGGUCAGUGCCUGGAUGGGGGACCACCUGGAUGUUGUCUUUGGUUCCAGGACGAAAGAAAGGAGGGUUGGGAUU